Molecule: messenger RNA, 1743 nt
Organism: Scatophagus argus
Lineage: Eukaryota; Metazoa; Chordata; Actinopteri; Scatophagidae
Gene: metrnla
Product: meteorin like, glial cell differentiation regulator a
Exons: 4
Coding region: 280-1140 (286 amino acids)
Biological process (GO): positive regulation of brown fat cell differentiation; energy homeostasis
Molecular function (GO): hormone activity
Source: RefSeq, a predicted model, not a curated record
UGGGGUGUGACGUGGAGAGCAAUGGGCUGCUGGAGCCGAGUCGAGGCUGAUCUCAGUUCACAUUUCACGGAGUUCUGUCAGCACCGGACGCUGUACGCCAGAGUUUGAAAAGGCGCCGUUAAGUCAUCUGAGCAGUCCGAGAGUAGAAGAAGAAACUCCGGGGAGCGGCACGGGACGGAGCCGGGGGCACAUGGAAACGCUAUGUGGCUGGAAAUACGGCGGCGGACUUCAUCAUCAUAGUUUCACUCGAGAGGAGGCGAAGUGAGCUGCGACAUAAACAUGCUCACCCCGAUGCUGGCCUCCCUGCUGCCUCUUCUCCUUCUCUGUCGGAUUUCCUUCAGCCAGUACUCAAGCGACCAGUGCAGCUGGAAGGGCAGCGGUCUGACUCACGAAGGCCACGACAGGGACGUAGAGCAGGUGUACUUGCGUUGCUCCCAGGGCUCUCUGGAGUGGCUCUAUCCCACGGGGGCCAUCAUCGUCAACCUCCGACCCAACACGGUCUCGCCGGCCGCUGCCCGCCUCUCCGUCUGCAUCAAACCCGCCGCAGACUCCAGAGGCACCAACAUUUACCUGGACCGUAACGGCAAGCUGCGGUUGCUGCUGCGUGAACAGGACCAGGCUCAGGGCAAGGUGCAGUGCUUCAGUAUCCAGGAGGGGGCGCUCUUCAUCGAGGCUGUCCCACACAUGGACAUCAGCCGCCGGAUCACAGCGUUCCAGUACGAGCUGGUCAGCGACAGGCUGGGACUGGACGCACACUCACUGGGUGCACCCUGUAAGCCCUGCAGCGACGCUGAGAUGCUUCUAGCAGUCUGCACCAAUGACUUUGUGGCACGGGGCAGCAUUAAGAAGGUGGAACAGGAAGAGGAGCGCUCGUCGGUCACUGUGGAAAUCAGCCGCCUGUACAGACAGAAGACCCAGGUCUUUAUAUCUGGGGGUGUGAGGGUACGGAACUGGACCGGCCACAUCAAGAUCCCCCUUCAGUGCGGGGUGAAAUCUGGGGAGGGCGAGUUCCUCUUCACGGGGACAGUAAGGUUUGGGGAGGCCUGGAUGGGUUGCGCCCCACGCUACAAAGACUUCCUGCGGGUGUAUAAGGAGGCACAGCAGCAGGGGACAAACCCCUGUCAUGUGGACACUGACUGAGCGUGCCACCUGUCCACACUUGGAGAUAGGACAAGUCCUCACUGGGUGGGGAAGAAAGUCAAACCGAGUGUUUGUUGAGUAAGGGACUGACAGACCAGCCCGGUGGCAGAGCCUCUCUCCUCUCCUGCUGUCCUGUGACUCCUUGGAGACAAUGAAUGGAGGUCCUGAAUGUUGUCAAGCGGCGUGCUGGACUCUGGACUCUGUUCUGAAAGUCGAACGUGAUGCACCGUCGAAUGUGUUUGGACUGCCUUUUCUCGCAGAUGAGGAACUCCCAGGUUUUAAAUGUAGCAAGGUUUUUUUUUUUCUUUUAAUGUGUAUAAAAUGUGAAUGAACAUUGUAUAUUUUGAAGCUCUGCGUGCUUUGUAAAAAGCUUGAUGUACAGUUCUGAAGUUAUUUCUUAUGUGAGAAAUGUAUAAAGUGAAAGCCUCUAAUUUUUAUUUUGUUUAAAAAAAAAUGAUUUGCAAUUUCAUGCCUGAAUUCAUGUGUUUUUUGGGCUGUACCAGGCUGUACAGUGGUUAAAACAAAAAAAAACAAACAGACCAAAAAAGCAAGAUCUUGUUUUGUCUUUUUUUGCCCUUGAGAAUAAAAUUUUAUUCCCUGGAA